Molecule: messenger RNA, 5255 nt
Organism: Dalotia coriaria
Lineage: Eukaryota; Metazoa; Arthropoda; Insecta; Coleoptera; Staphylinidae
Gene: Remo
Product: Remoulade
Biological process (GO): cell surface receptor signaling pathway; G protein-coupled receptor signaling pathway
Cellular component (GO): plasma membrane
Molecular function (GO): protein binding; G protein-coupled receptor activity
Source: RefSeq, a predicted model, not a curated record
CUUCCAAUCAUAAUAAAACCACGAACUCAGUUAAAUUUAGCACGAAAUCUCGCACAAAAUAACAUAAAACAUCUAUAAAUCUCUAACACAAUGUCUCAUCUAAACGUCGUGCAUAAUUCCUAGUGUUCUUUAGUGAUUUACGCGUUGAAAUUGUGUGAAAUGUCCGUUCACACGCCCGAAGACCAACCCUCAACACACUCGACGCUCAAGUGGACACCAAAACCCUAGAUAAAUUGUUUCUGCGUGUACAAAUGUACGCAACGCGGCCGCGUCGGUGAAAAUGUGGCGAUUUCUGUGCGCGUUGCUGGUCUCCCUGCACUUUGCAGCAAUCAUCAGUGACCAAUGUCCUAGUAAAUGUGUUUGUAAAAGAAGCACUGCUCAGAGGGAUGGAGGUGACUGGGUUAAAGUACGCUGUGGUGAUGUGGACAAACUCACAGUCAUCGACGAUAAUGAAUUCUUGAAUAUUGCCAAUGAAAUAGUACAAUUAAACUUAUCAAAUAAUUCGUUGACUAUUUUUGCUCCGAAAGUACAAUUUGUUGCUCUACAAAAGCUUGAUUUAAGCAAGAACCAACUAGUCCAAUUAACAAACAAUCAAUUUAGUGAAUUACCCAACCUGCGACGACUGGAUUUAUCCGGAAACAGUAUUAAAAUCAUUGAUCAGCUGUCAUUUAACAAUCUUCAAGUACUCGAGUCACUCAAACUCAGCCAGAAUCAAAUUGUGACUAUCGAGAAAGGAACCUUCACUCAAUUUCAAAACUUAAAAGACCUUGAUAUAUCCGGCAAUCCAUUAAAAUGCGACUGCAGUCUACUCUGGCUCCUCGACUGGACGAAAAAAAUGACAGUCAAGCUCAAAUCCAACCCGAAGUGCGCAACCCCACCCGCUUACUUCGGCCGCGCACUGCGCAAAAUCAAAGUCGGCGAAGACAUCCACUGCAAAUCCCCAGCAAAAAACCGCGACAUACCCAUCGUCGACCUAACCCCCGACCAUUCCCAAGUAGUAUUCGAAGGAGAUUCACUACGUCUCAACUGUCGUGCACCAUCCAUGCCCGAGGAAUACUACAAAAACGAAGAAAACGAAGAAUCUCACGAUCGCGUCGAAUGGCUAUGGCUGGAGAAGAACGCCCGCCAUUACUUCAACGACGUCACAAUUGACAAUCGCUUCCUUGCCGACGACGGACUCAUUGACAGCUUAUUGACAAUCAGAAGACUCAAUCGCAACCACUCUGGUGUAUGGAACUGUCAUUUAAUCACCCGAAACGGCAAUUACACCAAAGGUAUCACAGUUAUGGUCAUCUCCGACGAGACAGUAUAUUGUCCAAUCAUAUUGACAAGCAACAAUAAAGGUACGUACACAUGGCCGCGCACAGUCGUCAAUCACACAGUCACACUGAACUGUGAAAGCCUGCAACAAACUUCAGAUGUCUACGAACAGAAAGCAAGUUACAGUUGUUCACCCACCGGGUGGGUUAACCUCAACACGUCAAAAUGUCCGUACACUUCGGAAACGACGAAGAUACUCGAACAAUUCGCCAAGGUCAAUCUCACACUCGCGAAGGGUUCCAUUUUGGAAAGCGCAAAACAUUUACGCAAUACUUCCGACAUAAAAUUAAUGCGUGAUGUGAUGGAUCUUGUUUUUGCCACGCGCACAAUAUAUAACUACUUGGAUCAUCUGCAGGUAGAUGGCGAGCUAGGUCCAUUACUCCUUGACAUAAUCAAUGGUUUCAUGGAAUUAGAUGAGAGUUUUAUUCGUGAAGCGCAACGCGAGGAUAAUUCCUGCGGGAAAUUAAUACGUGCAGUUGAAAAAAUCACGAAUUACACUCUUCCGCAGCAAUUGCAGAAGAGUCAUAUUAUUUUGGGGCAGUUUCCUGUACGUCGAGAGACUUUUACUGGUUUGACAUGCACGUGGUACCUCAAUGGCGUCGGUGGGCGGAGCGAUAAGAUUUUUCAUUGUGUCACGCAGACGCAUAACAAGAGCAACGCGAUGAUUGCGCAGAAUAAAGUGAUUGAAGCAUCGAUUGAAGUCCCGUCGAAUAUUUUUUAUCAACUACAAGAGGUUGAUAUCAUGUUGAGCGCUGGUAAUGUACGUGUUGGGAUGUAUGAUGACGCAAGGUUCUUUCCAUUGGCUGGCGGGGAUAGAGAGCGGAUAAUAUCAGCUGUUGUCGGUGUCAAAUUAGAUAAUUUACUGGUGAAUCUUACACAUCCGAUUUAUAUUAUGUUGAAACCACUGGAGAGUUAUUCCUAUGAUUUGACACCACCGACGCCGGUUUGGUGGAAUCCCAGUCUGAAUCUUGGCCGAGGUGCAUGGACGUCACAAGGCUGUCAAAUCCGACAUGAACUUGAAGAUAACCUUGUAUUCACGUGUGAUCACCUCGGAUACUAUGCGUUGUUGCAAGACACAUCGCAUGUGCACAUAGUGCCACCUGGCGCAAAGUUUCGCUUCUCGCAUCCUGCCAUCUACGUCGGUUCACUGGUACUAUUCAUCUGUUUGUUUUUGUGCAUUGUAAGUUAUGCGUUCUCCUAUUCGGCGAUACAAAUGCCGAAAAAGGCGAAGCACAGCGUGAUCAACCUCUGGUUGUCCAUAACCUUACUUUGUUUUAUUUAUGUGUUUGGUAUUUAUCAAACCGAAGAUGUGAGGUUAUGUCAAAUCAUUGGUUUGAUUCUGCAUUAUUUAAGUCUGUCAUCGUUGCUGUGGAUGUGCGUCGCUGUCAAUUCAAUGUAUAAGAGACUCAAAAGAUCAGAUGAUGUGAUUGAGCUGCAGGAUGAUGAACUGCCAUCUGAUGAGCCUGUCCAGAAGCCGAUUUUGGGGUUAUAUUUAGUCGGUUGGGGAAUUGCGUUGAUUGUCUGCGGGAUUUCGGGUGCGGUUAAUAUGAAAGAGUAUUCGGCGCGUACGCAUUGCUUUCUAUCGACAGGGCCAGCGCUGAGCGCCCUCUAUGCGCCAUUCGCGUUACUAUUAAUGCUUUUGUUUGUGUAUUUUCUUUUGAUACGCUGCGCUAUUUACGGAACAGACGCGAACGGCCAUCUUAGUGAAGGCACACAAGCAACCGAAAAUGUUGAUUUAGAUCUACUGGAACCGAACUUCCCUGAUUGUAGGAGUAUGAGAUCGGUUAGUACAAAAACAGCGAGUUCUGAAGUUGAAGAUUCCGAGCAUGCGCCGAUGGCACAACUGAAAGCGCAUGUAAUAUUCUUGAUUUUGUAUGUUAUGGCGUGGUGCGCAUGCGCGUUAGCCACCAUGAACACAUUUAAGAUGAUACCGUAUGAAGAGGAUGUUUUUAGUAUUGUCUACGCCAUUUUGGCGAGUUUACUGGGAUUAUUCGCGUUCUUUUUUUAUUGCGUCGCGAGGAAUGACGUGCGGAAUGAGUGGAUAUUGACAAGCAGAUUGAUGCGCGGCCGGAAAUGUUUCCGCACACGCAAUAUUUCCGACCUCCCACAGAUACAGAUACAACCACUACCGCCUAUACCGGAAGUGGCGAUCCAACAUGGCGGACUACAAUCAAUACACCCUAUACAUGGCAUACACUCGCGCAGCAGUUCAAGGUCAUCACACACUAAAUCCGGUGGGAGUAAUGCGUUGAAAAUGGCGGCUGCGGUUGAUUUGAACGCGUCCGCCAUGACAGACCACUCGGCGACUAAAAUCAACAAUGUGAAUUUGGUUGUUUUACACCGCCAGCAGUAUCGCAACAAUGGCGCGCUUAUACCUAACCUCAUUGAGAAUCCCACACACUCUGCGGAGAUGUUUUAUAACCCACAUCAGAGCACCGUAGCGCGAAAAUUCUUCAAGAAACAAAAACGUCACAUGAUGAAGAGGAAUAAUUUGACACAACGUCGACCACCGCUCGGAUUACACAGUGACGCGUCAGUAAUUUCAACUUAUACUAAAAACCCGGAGUGUAACAUGGACGUCGCGAUGUUUGCGAACAACUCCAAGGUCAACAACACGAACAUCCACGUUGAGCAUGUACCGAAACGACAUCAUAACCUCAAUAUUCUAUCGGAUAGCUGUGAAGAUUUGAAUUCCGUUGAGAUUCCUGUGGAGAAAUUACUGGAACAGCGAAGGAAUAAAGGUAAACGCGUGAAAAAGAAGCAGAACGCCGCGGCGGCCAUUACGAAUCUGUCAAAUAACAAACAGAAACAGGUUUCGUUGGUGUCCAAGCCGAAAGAUGUCAGUGAAUCGCGUGCGCAUGAUAAUAUGCGUUCAGUGUCACAACAAUGUACGUUAGAGUACUCAUCCGAAGCCAUUUCCGACUCCAUCUUGGAUCAGAAGUCACCUGAAAGGCCAUCAUUCACAACAGAGACUACUACAAGUAUUUCCUUCUGUACGAAGGAAAACUCACCGAAUAUGAGUACGUUGACUGAGGAAUUACCUCCGCAGAUGCAAUUAGGGUUUUAUUCGAUUCCCAAGGAUGAUUUUUCAUCAUCAGCGCGGAUUUAUGUCAAUCCGACGUUUGCGCGUGCGCAAAGCAGUGCGAGUCGUGCUAGUAGUGUAUCAGCUACGGAGAUUGAAGAGUUAUAUCAACAGAUAAAGCGUGGGCCUGCCCCUAAGAGUGGUGGGAGUAGGAAUUAUCGAAAGGGAGGGAUAGUCCAUGCUUGUCUGAUUCAGAGGUUAGGUCAUACAGUAAAAGUGAAAAAGAUGAGACGACUGUAUAGAAUUUAAUCUGAAACUUUACGCAAUUUAGUUUUAAGCUUAAUUUAUGAUAUUUAUGAACAAACGUGGAUUUUUAUUUUUAUUUUCGACGAUUUGCAUUCGCAAGCUAUUUUUGUAUGUUUUAUACUUUUAUCAGACGAAAAGUGGAGGGAGUUUGUGUGCGCUGAGGGCCUUAACAUGUUGCUUAACUGGCUGCAUAUCUAAUGAUGAUUCUAACCUAUAUGAAAUUUAAAAUGAAGAUGAUGUGUGUUGAGGUGCAACACUCAGUAUAAAGCUAUCUGUGUCUAUUACGGCUUGAAGUUUGCGAAAAUAAUGAAAUUCUAUAUGUGCAGCAAGCUGAAGUGACAAAUUUUAUGCAACAAAUGAAUCUCAAUGUAAGAAUGCAGCGGAAAGAGAGAUCUACUACUAUAUCACAAGACUGUUAUACUUUUAAUUGAUGCGUUUUGUAAUUAAUUAAUUAAGCCAACGCUGUACGUACAGACAUAAGACUUGCAUGAGUUAGGUUAUGAUAACCGAUGUAUUGCCAUCAUUGCCGCGUGAAAUUGACGUUUUGGAUAUGUUAUGAUGAAUAUAUGCGUAUUUAUAUUGCAAAUUAUAUAUAUACAAAAGAAAA